UAGUUAUACCCAUUCAUCUCUCCCAUAUGGAAGUUCCUUAAAGGAUGUCCUUGCUACAGUGGGGGGAGGCAGUAUGGUUCUGUCUGGCGAUAAAUCUUCGAUUAUCAUUUUUGAAUAUUCAGCAUAGCACCGUCAGUAUCAAAUAAGUCCCUCCCCAACACACAUUCUUCUUCACAACGAGCAACAGAUCAAGGAAAGAUAAAUUUAUCCCAACCUCAACAAUCUCACUACGAAAUCAGACCUCUUCUCCUCCCACUCACUUUUAUUCCAAAUUUCUAAUCUUAACAUCUCGCAUCUACAAGGUGACCACUUAUUAAACGGCAAAACCCCGGAUUUCUCAACCCCCAUCUUCAACUUCAACAACCUCAACUUAUCAACACUAUUUACUUAUAAGUUAAUUACUCCACAAGAAAAAUUCAAUUACUUCAUAGAAGAAGAUAGCAGGUACAAUCAAAUCAAUAUCUAUCUAUGUGGAGCGCAAAGACACACAACCGGUUUGUAACUAACUACAUUCGUCCUCAUCCUCGACGAUCUCUUCACUUUCCACGAGGAGGAGUGGAUACGAGAAGCUUUUUCGGUAACGCCUGUUGAGAUAUUGGAUUACCGACCCUAGAUCUACGGGGUAUAUAUCUCGUGACGAGUUCUUGCAAUUGGGAAGAUUUUUUCAUAUUUUCUUUGCUUCAUUUUUGAGUUGCUGUUUUUCUUUUAUUUGGUCGACAGACAACUUCAAAAUGGUUGGUUCACGGAUGAUCUCAGGUCUUCUGCUGGGCCUUGGAAGCUUCAUACAUGGUUCUAAUGCUGUUAGAUAUGGACCUAGCUAUGCUACUAGCAAUUCCACCAAAUAUGUCAUUAUGGAUAAUGACUGGGGUUCAACAGGCUUCAUCCCCUAUCUCAUAGCCCUAGACGCCGGGUGGGAAAUCCUAGGUCUAACAUCCUGUAAGCAUUCUUCCCUCUUAGAAACUCCCACAUCUCCAUCUUUCCUAUCCCUUUCAUCUUCAGCUAACACAUCCUGUCUCAGGUACCGCAGAUACAUGGCAACACCAAGUCGCACUCCACGCACUAGCCACCCUCUCACUCGGGAACCUAACAAGUUGUAUCCCCGUAGUACCGGGCUCUACAUUCCCGCUCCUAAACACCCCAGCCAGAUUCCAAGCCUGGGAGACGGUUCAUGGAAAACUUCCUUGGCAAGGAGCAUUUGCUCCUUACAAUGCCACCGCGGAAGCAGCGGGGAAAGAUCCCACGUCGGGUGAUGAUCCGUUUAGAGUUGUACAGGGGGCUUUUGUAGAGGGUUUCCCGAGUAAUUACUCGAUUGAUGCGUUGAAGCGGAGUCAGAGUGCUAGUGCGUUUAUGAUUGAAAUGGUGCAUAGAUAUCCAGGACAAGUAUCAAUAUGUAAGUUGAGCACUUUUAACCGGCUACUCAUCUGAUGAUCGAUGACAAACCAAGAGCAUCUAUCUAUCCGUUCAAUUGUUACUCAUCAUCACAAAACCACAAACUAACACCCCAUUCCCCACAACAGAUUCCGGCGGCUCCCUAACAAACAUCGCCCUCGCCGUCCGCUCAGACGAUAACUUCGCCUCCCUCGCCAAAGAACUAAUAAUAAUGGGCGGCUACAUCGACGUCAAUCUCCUCCAAGUAACCGGCAGCAUCAACCAAGCCGACAUCAACUCGGAUAUAAACCUAAUGAUCGAUCCCGAAGCCGCGAAAAUCGCCUUCACGGCCAAUUUCCCAAAAAUCACUUUUGCGGGAAAUGUAGCAAAUCAGGUGAUGAGUUCACAGGAAUUUCUAGAUGAAAUCGCAGAGAUGAAGAAUGCGUAUUCGGAAUUGGUACAUGCGUAUUAUGGGACGAAAUUUCCUUUUUGGGAUGAGACGGCUGCGGCGAUUAUGGUAGAUGCGGGUAUUGUGGAAAAUUCUACGAGUUGUGAGUUUACAUUCUACUUACUCCUCUCUCCCUUCCUUUCUUUCCCAAAAAUAAAAUAAUCUAUCCAUCCAUCCAACAACCCAACUAACCUCCUCCCUCCUCCCCCAUUCUCAGUCUACAUAGACGUAGAUACAUCCUACUCCUCGCCCUCAUAUGGAAACAUCCACGCCUACCAAGCCGCACUCAUGCCACCCGGCUUACGAGAAGUCGAAUACGUAAAUCGGAUUAAUGGGGAUACGUUGAAGAAAAUGAUCAAGAGAGCCGUGCAGUAUCCUAGGAAUUGUUCCACGAUGGGUCAUUAGGAUGGAUGAGGUUAGGUUGGGUGUUUCUUUUGAUGGGAUCUUUUUUUAAAAACAGUGCUACAUAGGUAGUAUUACUUGCGGUGCAUGAUUUGCAUUGCAUAUAACCUUAAUCAGUGUGGUAUGGCAUUAUUUCAUCCAAGUCAUGCAUGCGAUGGAAGUCACAAAAGAGCAAUUUGAUUUGAAAUCUUUUAAACCUACAAUUCAUAAUAAGAUGCGCCACCACAAAACCAGAAC
This is a messenger RNA of Sclerotinia trifoliorum, 2455 nucleotides long. Lineage: Eukaryota; Fungi; Ascomycota; Leotiomycetes; Helotiales; Sclerotiniaceae. The record is from the annotation of a GenBank genome assembly.